Onychomys torridus (southern grasshopper mouse) is the source of this 2262-nucleotide messenger RNA. RefSeq names its product sideroflexin 1 (gene Sfxn1). Gene Ontology annotation, biological process: serine import into mitochondrion; monoatomic ion transport. The record is from RefSeq and is a predicted model, not a curated record. NCBI's taxonomy places the organism in Eukaryota, Metazoa, Chordata, Mammalia, Rodentia, Cricetidae. Gene Ontology annotation, molecular function: monoatomic ion transmembrane transporter activity. Bases 122 to 1090 code for a protein of 322 amino acids. Gene Ontology annotation, cellular component: mitochondrial inner membrane. The transcript is spliced from 11 exons.
GCUUCAGGGCCGCGCUCCUGAGGGCGGCGCGCGGGGCCGUGGCGCUUCCGGCAGCGGGAGGCGGCGGCGACGAGCGGGAUCGAGCAGUUCGGGUAGCGGCCGGGGAGGCGGAUCUGGGACGAUGUCUGGGGAAGUGCCACCCAACAUUAACAUCAAGGAGCCUCGAUGGGACCAAAGCACUUUUGUCGGCCGUGCCAAUCACUUCUUCACUGUCACGGACCCUAGGAACAUCCUUCUAACAAACGAGCAACUAGAGAACGCAAGAAAGGUGGUGCAUGAGUACAGGCAAGGAAUCGUUCCUGCUGGCCUCACAGAAAAUGAGUUGUGGAGAGCAAAGUAUGUGUAUGAUUCAGCUUUCCAUCCUGACACGGGUGAAAAGAUGAUUCUGAUAGGAAGAAUGUCAGCUCAAGUCCCAAUGAACAUGACCAUCACGGGCUGCAUGAUGACAUUUUACAGGACCACACCAGCUGUGCUCUUCUGGCAGUGGAUAAACCAGUCCUUCAAUGCUGUUGUCAAUUACACCAAUAGAAGUGGAGAUGCUCCCCUCUCAGUAAAUGAGCUGGGUACGGCUUAUGUUUCUGCAACAACUGGUGCUGUAGCAACAGCCCUAGGACUUAAUGCCUUAACCAAGCACGUCUCACCACUGAUAGGACGCUUUGUCCCCUUUGCUGCCGUAGCUGCUGCUAACUGCAUUAACAUCCCGUUGAUGAGGCAAAGGGAACUCCAAGUUGGCAUUCCUGUCACUGAUGAAAAUGGCACCCGAUUGGGAGAAUCAACCAAUGCUGCAAAACAAGCCAUCACACAGGUGGUCAUCUCCAGGAUCCUCAUGGCAGCCCCCGGCAUGGCCAUCCCUCCAUUUAUCAUGAACACGUUGGAAAAGAAAGCCUUUCUGAAGAGGUUCCCGUGGAUGAGUGCACCAAUUCAAGUCACGUUGGUUGGCUUUUGUUUGGUGUUCGCCACCCCCCUGUGCUGUGCUCUGUUUCCUCAGAAGAGUUCCAUGCCUGUGACAAGCUUGGAGGAUGAGUUGCAAGCCAGCAUCCGAAGGAGUCAUCCUGAAUUACGGCGCGUGUACUUUAACAAGGGCCUGUGAAGCCAAGAUCAAGCCCUGGAGGCUCCUCCUGCCAUCUGUGAACCUCCCGAAGCCACAGCAGUGAGGAAAUCCCAUGUGAUGGGGCAUUCCCAGUUACAAAAGCCUCUAAAAGAUCUGCAUUAGAGUCAAGCUGCCCCUUGACAUGGCACCCAGUGCCAGUCAGGAGCAUGACAUUUGAACCAUGUUGUAAUUUACAAACAUACCCUUCUGGUAGACUUUAAUGAUAUCGUUUUUUCAAAGCCCUCACCUCGAGCUUUCAAAAGCACUGGUAGGCAUAGCAUAGGUGCUCCAGUUACCAGCUCAGUAAACAUUGGUUGUCAAUCAUUGGAAAGGUUACCCAUUUCAUUUCUACUUCCGUUCCACGGAGGUCUCAGUCAUGAAUUGGGAAAAAACAAAAGGUCUAAGACUAAAUGUACAAGUGUAACUACUAAGGAAACUUUGUCUCCAGUUUAGCUGCGAACCAGUCCAAAAUAGAUGGUGACAAAAAUUGAGGUUCAGAGGGUAAACACUCCGUACACUUUCCUGAAGUCAGCCACAGAGCAGGGUGUGAAGUCACUCCUGCAAUUAUCAUGUGUUCAUGGUACUGAAUUCUCUUGGUUAACUUUUCAGUUUGUCUAGUAUUCUUAUGAAAUUAUUAAUCUGACCUCAAAGAUACUUUAUAAUCAUGAAUUUUCAUCAAAUAAUUAACUGAAACAUGCACAAUGCCAGGUUUAGGAGUAUAUCAGUACCAGUGUGGUCUGGUUUGUUGGGUAUUUUUAGACGUGAAACUACAGUUCCCAGUCCCUAUGUGCCUUUUUUUUUUCUUUUUUUCCUUCCUUUUUUUUUUUGGGGGGGGGGUCUUUCAUGAAGAUACAAAGAUAAUAAAUGAACAAGUCAGCAACAGUGAAUGUUGUGUUACAUCCCACCCUGUUUGUUUGAAGACCAUGAAAUUACAUAGCAUGUCUGCAUCUCCAUAGUGAUUUUUACAUGUUACAUGUUAAGUGUAGCUGAGGUCAUGUUGGAAGUAUGUAGAUGUUCCCUGUCAUAGACAAGCCACUUGUUACACUGAGUGUAAAUCAUUGCAAUUCAGAGAUUUGUAAGUGGGAAAAAAAUACUAGAAACUCUCUAGUUUCUGUAGAUCUUUCUCCUGAUAAUGUGUCCAGAUUGAAUUUCCUCAUAAAGAAAAAAUGGUG